ACUCGAAUCGCGCGGACGCACUUUUCCGGUAGCGGAGGAAAAUCUGGAAAAUCGGGAAUUUCGAACUUGAAACCAAAAUUGAAGCCAAAACAGCGACGCCAAAAGCUUUGUUUGUGUGGCCCCGUGAGGAGGUGUGAUUGUGUACGCUUGGAUUCGGAAAAAAUUCGCAUUUUUUUAGGGUCGCGGGAUCCUAUCCUCCGGGCGUGUGUUUUUCCUCGGCCCCCCAUUGUUGUCCUUAGAUUAAGGAUAAACGGGCGAGAGGGGAGCCGAGCUGUGACAACAACAGGGAAGAAGAGAGAAAAGAAAAACCAACUCAGUGUGUGCCAAGUGCAAGGAGUUGUAAUUUAUAGUUGCCGAAAUUAAAUUAUGUUAAGUGCCCCAAAUCUCUAAGAAGAGGAAGUGCAAAGCAGCGGAAAAUACCAACAGCCACUGAGGAAGGAAAAACCAAGUACUGGAGGGAAAACAGAGAAAUAAUUGAAAAGUGAACGCCGAGCUAAACAAGUUGCAAUGUGAAGAGCCCUGAAAGGACAAGUGCGAACCAAGGAACAGGACUUGUCAACGACUAGCUGCAGCACAAGCAGGAGCAGGAGCAGCUGCCACAGCAGCGAUUGACAGGACGAAAAACAAAGCCCAACUGGCUGAGAGGACUUCCUGCUCGAGUGGCACGGCCAGCAAAAGUUUAACGUUGUUUUUCCGUUCCAUGGCCCCCGGAAAACUGCAGCAACGGGGCGCAAUGUGCUGGCCAACUACCGCAGUCGGAGAAUAGAAAGAAUAGAAAAUCACUCGAAAAAGCCUUGGCCAAAAACAGAAAAGAAAAGCGUGAAAAUAGAGAGGGGGAAAAACGGAGCAACCACUGUGCGGUGCAGCAUAUGUGUGCUUUUGCUGUGCUUUUUCUGUGAUGCCACAAGGACACAAGGACACUUCAAGUGACAGCAACAUACGCGAGUUUUUCGUUCGUGGAGAGCCCACCAUUUCCAUCUAAGACGCAGCAGUAUGCGCAAGCACAAAGCGCCGCCCAGCGGCAGUCCAAGGACAAUGCGCCAGGACAUUUCCCAAUCGGAGCAGUCGGCGGGAAACGAGGAGUCCCCAGCAAGAGCAGCAGGAGCAACAGCAGCAGCAGCAGUGGAAACCCCCCAACAGAGCCUGCUCCUGGGCCACAAUCCCGCGGAUGGAUCCGCAUCAGCUGCCGCCGCUAGUCGCCUGGCCCCGCCCCCCUGUCAGCCUCCCAUCAGCAGCAGUGUCGCCACCAAGGAGCGACCUCGUCCCACAGUCCGGUUCAUCUCCCUGCUGCAUGUGGCCAGCUACGUGCUCUGCCUGUGCGCCUUCAGCUUCGCGCUGUAUGGCAAUGUGCGGCAGACGCGGCUGGAGCAGCGGAUGCAGCGCCUCCAGCAGCUAGAUGCCCGGAUCGUGGAGUUGGAGCUGCGACUGGAGCAGCAGCAGCUGCUCCACUGGCCUGCCGACCAGACGCAGAUCCUGUCCAGCAAUCCCAGUGGCGGAGAGAGUGCCACUGGCAGUGGCAGCAACAACGGCUCCAGUCAGCACUUGGCGCUGCACGUGCGGCGGGAACUGCACCGCCUGCGACGGGAUGUCUCCCAUCUGCAGCUCACAAGGCGCCAGCAACGCCGCCAGGCGGCAGAGGCGGCGGCAGCAGCAGCGGCCAGCGGAGAAGGGGGAUCCGGCGUUGGACAGUGCCAGUGUCAAGCAGGUCCUCCAGGUCCACCGGGUCCACAGGGCAAACGAGGGAAGCGCGGCAAGAAGGGCGACAGCGGCGAAAAGGGCGAUCCGGGCCUAAAUGGCAUCAGCGGGGAGAAGGGCGCCGCGGGCAAGCCCGGUGACAAGGGCCAAAAGGGCGAUGUCGGCCACCCCGGCAUGGAUGUCUUCCAAACUGUGAAGGGUCUGAAGAGAUCGGUGACAACGCUGCAUGGCGGCACGCUGGGCUAUGCGGAGAUAGUUGCUGUUAAGGACUUGCAAGAAGCAGGCGUCAAUGUAUCCGCUUCCACAGUCAUACAGCUGAAGGGAGAGCCUGGUGAACCGGGUCCGCCAGGACCGCCGGGUGAGGCGGGACAACCUGGGGUGCCUGGCGAGAGGGGACCUCCGGGAGAAACUGGAGCACAGGGCGUCCAGGGCGAGGCCGGUCAGCCCGGAAUCGCUGGACCACCUGGCGUGGCCGGCGCACCUGGCACGAAGGGUGACAAGGGCGAUCGAGGAGAUCGCGGACUUACCACAACCAUCAAGGGUGACGAGUUCCCCACGGGCAUCAUAGAGGGUCCGCCCGGUCCGCCGGGACCACCUGGCCCGCCCGGAGAGCCGGGAAUUCGAGGAGAGGCGGGACCCAUUGGACCGGCAGGACCUCCCGGAGAGAAAGGACCGCGUGGCAAGCGCGGCAAGCGGAUAUUCGGACCCGGAGGCACCAAGUUAGACGAGGAUUACGACGAUCCGCCGGUCACACUGUUGCGAGGUCCUCCAGGACCGCCUGGCACCUCGGGCAAGGACGGACGCGAUGGACGGGACGGCAGCAAGGGAGAGCCCGGAGAGCCGGGAGAACCAGGUUCGCUGGGACCACGUGGCUUGGAUGGCCUGCCCGGUGAGCCGGGCAUUGAAGGACCUCCUGGAUUGCCCGGCUAUCAGGGUCCGCCGGGGGAGAAGGGCGACCGCGGCGAUAUUGGACCGCCUGGAUUGAUGGGUCCGCCCGGCCUGCCAGGACCUCCCGGUUAUCCUGGCGUCAAGGGAGACAAGGGCGAUCGUGGUGAUUCGUACCGCAAGAUGCGUCGUCGGCAGGAUGAGGGGAUGUCCGAUGCCCCGCACAUGCCCACCAUCGAAUAUUUGUACGGCCCGCCGGGACCUCCGGGACCCAUGGGUCCACCGGGACACAACGGCCUGCAGGGGGAACGUGGCAUGGACGGUCGCAAGGGGGACGCGGGCGAUAAGGGCCACAAGGGAGACCAGGGACCCAUGGGGCUGCCGGGUCCGAUGGGCAUGAGAGGCGAGUCAGGACCUUCGGGACCCACGGGAAAGGCUGGCAUACCGGUGUGGGGCGACUACUAAUACUAGCUAAAGGGCAGUCUCUAUUAAAAUAAUAACCAACACAUUGCGCCAAAGUCUAAAUGAAAUGCGACUUGAAAAAAAGCCAUUUAACACACACAUACAAAACACACCCACACACACACUCGAACAGAAAGUCCUUAAGAAAAAGCAUACAUAUGAGGAAGGGAAAUCCAAUUUAAUCAAAGCAAAUCAAUGUUCAAAGUUACGAGGCCGCGCAACGCUUGUCAAAAUGUGCUCAGUUAUCGUCUAUAUAUAUACAUAUGAACAUAUAUAAUUGUGUAUAUGACAGGCGUACUCUAUAUGUAAUCAAUUUGUACAAACACGCACCCAUGUACAGAAAAUCAAACUCGAAAUAGCAGCAUGUCAGUGCCGAGUAAGCAAAUCAAUUAAUUGCACAAGGCAAGGAACCGAACGAAAACUGAACCCCUCCACUCCACCCGCAUGAGAAAAAAAUUAAUAUUCAUAUCAUUUAAAAUGCCCCAAGAGUCAAAUAAGUAUUUAUGUAUACAACCAAAUGGCGCAAACAGACGUGUGUCUACAGAAGCGUAUUUACAAACAUCAAUCAAUCGAAUCAACUAACACUACACACCCACAUGCAAACACAGCAAUCCAACUAACAAAUAUGCAAUGCAAAUAUUUUAAUUGCAUUUCAUUCGCCGCCGCUCUGUGCAAAUCAGCAGGAGCAGAAGUGCAGGAAAGGCCUCUCGGGCACGCAUAAAUCAUACGCACCGUGGUACGUGAAAAGAGCGUGCUGUUCGAGCACGCUUUCCCCUGGAUCUCAAGUGCUUUCCCGAGUGCGAAGCUCCUAAUUGCAGGCUUAUGACGAGACCCCAGUCGCAAUCAUCGCCAAUUGGCCAUAAGUGACUUAAUUACUCGAGUAAUCAAAUUAUUCUUAGCAAUUGAACCGCACGAGCCUGCUCCUGCUGCAUUCCGCAUUGUCUUAGGUGCCGUCCAUGGGCUUUUGUCUGAAUAUUCGAACAGUACUCGUUCACUCAAACACAAAGCAUUAUUGCCAAGGCUUCAGUGUGAAACGCAAGCAUCCAGUAGUCGUGAGUGCUUAACUAGGGAAUUGUGCUAAUUAAAGGUGGCAGCACAAAAGAAUUGUAAGAUACUUUCUACCACACUCCACUCUCUCGAUGUCUACAAGUAAAGAUAUUGUUUAGUUACUAUACACACAAUCCAUCUUAAAGAGAUCUAUGUAUACAUACCAGGCAGUGUACUCGUAUAACCCAUAACAAAGAGCUAUCCAAACCAAUUGUGCAUAUUUUUCAGUGUUAAUAAAUACUAGUACUUCAAUAAAUCAGAGAAAAAGAGAAAGGCAGACACUAGCUAGGCUAAAGUUCCAUAGUCGGAAAAUUAAUGCUUUCCAAUUCGAAACGCAGCUUGGCAGAGCUGAUGUGCUGGGGCAGCCCCUCCUGAAAUGCGAAAUAUCAACAAUAAAUACAUAAUCUUACCACAAGUAUGUAUCCUAUUGGUUUCAUGGACAUCUCAAACAAAGUAACGCAAACAACUCUAUUUAUACAACAAAAGUGAAGGCAUAAAUUAACAUUUACGAGCGAAUGCUGCAUUUUCAAUUUCAACGCUCGACCUAGGCAAAGGACGAAUAAAACGGCCUGAAAAUCAAACAUAAUCAAUGCAAAUGAAAUAAUGCCCUGGAAAUAUGAUAAUAAAAGUAUAUAUACUGCCAUUUGACAGCCUUUGCCCGGCAUAUUUCCGCACCGAGAGAACAGGGCCCAUAAAAAUUGAAUGGGCUUUAUUGAAUAUGCAAAUGGGGAGUGGAAAUGUUUGCAGCUUUAAGGUUCACUCGAACGGCAAACAGCAAACGGCAAACGCCAAACGGCAUCGAAAAUCAGAAAGAAUAUGUCAAUUUGUUUUCAAUUAGAUGUGUCUCGUUGUUGUAAUAAUCCCCCUAAAUGGAAAACAGAAUACACAGGCAAUUUGCAUGUCAAUUUUCGUUUAAUCCACUAAAUGUCAAACAAACCCCAAUGUGUACAUAAGCGGUGAAGCGGCAAAGAACGAAACUUAAUCGUAAUUAAUUAUUAAUUUUUCCUAGCUCUCUUCAGCUCUCAACGUGUUUACUUGAAUCUCGCUCUACAUACCUAUAGAUACUUACUCUGUACCCUCUAGAUUCCUUCACUUGCUAGCCACUAACGACGAACUCAACUUUCUCGAUCCAUAGGCUAGAAUAAUGAAUUGUGUUUUUCGCGAUUGAAACCUAACAUUAACCUAAUAAAUAAUAAUGGUAUUUGUGGAGACGUAAAAAAGGUUAAACCCCUAAUAAGCCGCUAACAAUAAUUGUAAGUGUAAAUUUGUUAAUUACCCAAUAAACAAGAAGAGUUUGCAAACGAAAAAUAAAAAAAUAUACAAAUAUAUAUAUAUAUAUAUAUUUACGUGUAUUUAUGUCUAUAUACAUGCAUAUACCAAAAAUGUCGGUGUGCGAGUGCAUAAUGCCAUCACAAACACGAAAUACAAUAUUUUUAUCCGUGCUGCUGCAUUUCAAAUGUACGAUUCGAGUGAAUAUAAAAACGAAUGUGAAUUCUGGUAGUUAUUUGUCGUAGCAUGAGCAAACCAGAAAAACAGCAUUCGAUGGAAUGACCGAAAUGUAAAAUGGCUAAAUGAAACUAACAUAAUUUUCGAAUUAAUUAUGCAUUUCCAAUAAAGUGAUGGUUUUUUACUAAAAACAAA
Messenger RNA from Drosophila biarmipes, 5730 nucleotides. Its product is annotated as collagen alpha chain CG42342. The record is from RefSeq and is a predicted model, not a curated record. The coding region runs from base 994 to 3045 and encodes 683 amino acids. NCBI's taxonomy places the organism in Eukaryota, Metazoa, Arthropoda, Insecta, Diptera, Drosophilidae. The transcript is spliced from 15 exons.